Pelmatolapia mariae (spotted tilapia) is the source of this 3805-nucleotide messenger RNA. RefSeq names its product potassium channel tetramerization domain containing 16b (gene kctd16b). Gene Ontology annotation, biological process: regulation of G protein-coupled receptor signaling pathway; protein homooligomerization. The record is from RefSeq and is a predicted model, not a curated record. The transcript has 2 exons. Gene Ontology annotation, cellular component: signaling receptor complex; presynaptic membrane; postsynaptic membrane. Bases 560 to 1861 code for a protein of 433 amino acids. Lineage: Eukaryota; Metazoa; Chordata; Actinopteri; Cichliformes; Cichlidae. Gene Ontology annotation, molecular function: protein binding.
UCUAAAAUAAGUUGUUCGACUUUUUUUCUGGUUACGUGCGUUUGUGGAAAAGGACAUAUUUCUAUUGGAUGUUACUUUCAAAAACUAAAAAGGCAAGCAAGGCAAGUGCUUCCCCCCCCUCCAUCCGGUCAAAUAGCCUUCUUCCAGCACUCACUGGUUUUCCAUGUAGGCUAAUGCUCUUUUCCCAGAGGCGAAGGGAGUCCCACAACCACUAAUGCAGUCAGCUUUUUGAUGCGCCAGAAUACACUCAUCCUCUCUUACAACGACGAUUCUUUACUCCAUUCAAGUUGCUCUUUUCAGUUUUGCCAAUUCGAGACUACGAAGUGACAUCUCCCUCUCCAUUUUCGACAACUGUUAAAGACUGCUAGGUGAUAAUGGCAAUGCAGCCAUGAAAAAUGCUCAUUCGGAUCGCUGUGAGAUGAAGUUGGAGGUCCUGCGUCAAAAUAACAGGGGGCACAGCUCGGGCAACUUUUGACACCGACCCAUCGCUUUUUUCUUUCUUUCUUUCUUUUUUGAGACUUGUGGUUGAAAGAGGUGUGUAGCCUGCUUGGAGCUGUUCAUGACGGAAACGAUGGCGCUGAGUCUAAACUGCAGGACUAAUCCCAAAGAGCAGGCAUCAGUUCAGAACAGUUUCCCAGAUGUUGUUGAAUUAAACGUCGGGGGACAGGUUUAUUACACGCGUCACUCAACUUUGGUGAGCACCCCGAAUUCGCUGCUCGGUAAGCUAUUUUCUUCUAAAAAAGACGCAUCUAACGACUUAGCAAGAGACCCCAAGGGUCGAUAUUUCAUUGACAGAGAUGGCUUUUUAUUCCGGUACGUGUUGGACUACCUCCGGGAUAAGCAAGUUGUCCUCCCGGACCACUUCCCGGAAAAAGGGAGGCUCAGAAAAGAGGCUGAAUACUUCCAGCUGCCCGACCUGGUGAAGCUGCUGACCCCUGAGGAUAUCAAGCAAAGCCCGGACGACUACUUCCACAGCGACUAUGAAGAUGGGUCCCAGGGCAGCGACCACCGGCAGUGCCCGCCACCCUCUCUCGUUCCCGCGGACAGAAAGAGCGGGUUCAUCACUGUGGGGUAUCGAGGGUCGUGCACCAUGGGCCGUGAGAGUCAGAGUGACGCCAAGUUCAGGAGGGUACCUCGGAUACUAAUAUGCGGCAGGGUAGCCCUUGCCAAAGAAGUGUUUGGGGAGACGCUGAACGAGAGCAGGGACCCGGACAGGACCCCGGAUCGGUACACCUCCCGGUUUUACCUCAAGUUCAAGCACCUGGAGAGAGCUUUUGACAUGCUGUCGGAGUGUGGUUUCCAAAUGGUGGCCUGCAACUCGUCAGUCACAGCUUCGUUCGUCAACCAGCACACAGAGGACAAGAUCUGGUCCAGCUACACAGAAUACGUUUUCUACCGUGGUCCAUCACGUUGGUCGUCCCCUCCAUGUGACUGCUGCUGCAAGAACCACAAAGGUGACGGCGAGGGCGAGAGCGGCACCUCCUUUAAUGAGCUCUCCACCUCUAGCUCUGAGAGCCAGUCAGAGGCCAGCUCUCCCCAGGGAACAGUCAUCUGUGGCCCAGUAAGUCGCCAGUCGCAUCCCCGUGCCAAUGUCCAAACCCUGGACAGGCCGCUGAAAAAGGGCCCUGUCACCAUGGUCCAGCAGUCUGAACAACGACGCAAGAGUGACUUGCUGCGCACUCUUACAGCCAGCUCCCGUGACACCAGCAGCUGCAAGAAAAGGCCCACAAAAGAGAAGCUCACAGUUGAGGAGGAGUUGGAAAAGUGCAUUCAAGACUUCCGCAAGAUUAAGAUCCCAGAGAGGUUCCCCGAGAGGAAGUACAUGUGGCAGGCUGACCUGCUGAGAAAAUAUCGUCUCUGAGCCAGGAAACACAGCUGAAGGAGCAAACACAUGAGGCCAAGGAUCAGUUCAAGUGUUUUUUGAUCAUAAAUUUUGCAACAAAGGGGAGAGAACACUAAACUUAUUUAAAUCAAGUUUCUGGAAGAAACCUUACUUUUAUGCCAGUGCGCUGAGAGUCUAAACAGAAGCUAGAAGGAAUGAUAAAGAAAAAAGAGACUGUUCUAUUAUUGACGUAUGUAUGGUAGUAGGCUUUGUAUGUGUGUUUAUGUAGAUUAGGCCUACUGUAUGUACUGUAGGUGUGCUGUAACUUACUGAAUGCCUUCAGAACUUUGAAUAAUUUAUCCCAGAGGACCAAUACAAGUGGAUAAAGACAAUGUCCAUGAAAUGAUCAACCACCAGAAGGCUUGCUGAUGGCUACACUUGGGGCUAUUGAUGGCUGCUGGACUGCACAUGCUGUAAUUGGUCAUCAUUCACUGAAAAACCAUCGCAAGAGCCACGGUUUUAGUCAAAGCAGAUAAGCACUGGUCUAGUAUGUGAUUGUAUGUGUUUAUGUCUGUGAAGGUUCUCAGUCAUCCAGGUCGUGGUAAUCUAAGGAGCUUGAAAGAAAAGCGAGAAGUGUCAAACUGAAGAAGCUUCUUGGAUAAAAGGUGAAAGAUUUUCUUUCCAAGUUCCUUAGAUGUAUGUGUUUAUGUGAGUGCGCGUGUUUUGUGUCUGUUUGCACCCGUGUGGCCUAGAGGUCACACAUAAGUCCACAUUGGGACCCAAUAACACUUCAUACUGUUCCAACAGUGCUCUCACUAUAAAUGCACGCAAAAAUGUCUAAUGACAGGAUGGCAUGAAAAGCUGGGUUAAUUACUUUUAAACAACUUCUAGAGACUUCCGAGGCUGGUGUAGGCACAGUUUUAUCAGCAAGUAACUUUUGCAUAGAUCUUCACAAUGUUGGUUAGAUGUAGAGCAAUACCCACAUUACUGUGUGAAGGGGAAGCAGAAGAGUGAAGGUACCAGAGGUUCAGUGAAGCUCAAUAAAAAUAGAGCACACACAUACACAUUUUUUCCCAUGUACUGAAAAUCAUAUUCACUGCAGCAUAAUUACAUUCCAAAAUGAACAAAGCAGUCAAACUUUUAUUCACAUACUGACACACAGAGCAAUCAAGCACGGUGUCAUUUAAACUACGCUUAAUAUGGCACAAUAAAUAUGGAAAGGAUGAAAAGGGCCUGCUGUAUUUGCUUACCCAGUGAACACAGACAGAUGCCUUCUACACUGACUGUUGACAAGCUAAUCAAUAGUUAUUGAUGAUAGAGUCUGUUGAUAGAGCUGAUAGAUGUGACUCUUGUUUACAAUUACUAAUGAAGCUCCUGGGUUACUGACAAAGACAAGCUGCUCUUCUAUUCAGUCAAAAUUAGUCAUUAUUCAUGUAUUCAUUUACCUACUACUUGGCUCUGUCAGGGUCUGCGGGAUGUAUUGCAGUGUAGACAGUCAACUGCUAUAUUAAAGCAACACAAUUUAAAAACAUGAGUUAGUAUCCCCUGGAAGAUGAUUGUUAUUCCUUCAAAGUCCUUGCUGAAUAAAAAGUUACUGCCAGAGUCAUAUACCAAUUAUUUCAGGGUGCAAAAUUAAUGAUGGACAGCAAUGGCAAAAGCACACAAACGUUCACUGAUGGGGCAAUUAUAAGGCAUUUGUCUUUAGAUUUCAUAUUGUUAUUGGUCAUUUAAAGCUGCCGUUUACUUUUUCAUUGCCAGGUUAGUUCAUUAUUAUUACAAUACUAACUGCAAAUGUAAAAGAAGAGUUGAUAACUAUAUAUCACUGUUUUUGUAGAUACGUAUUAAAAGUGGUGGGAUAGGGAUUCACAUGAAUGAGAAGGCUCCUGAUUAUGAGACAGAAUUAUUCUAUUUUUGUCAUGAAGGUAUUUUCCUUCAUGAGGAAGUAGCUGAUGAAUUGGUACAUGUGUUGGUCAAGGCAUUCAA